AUGGAUAAUUAUCCAGUAAAAAUUGGUUCUUUAAGCCGUGAAAAAGUGCAAAUAUUAAUUGAAGAUGCAAUCGACUGGGCGCAUGGUAAUGGUAUGGUUAUGCGAAAGGGUUCUUGUGAAAAAACCAGUGAUUUUUGUCAGUUUGCACCGUUCACUCUUUUUCCAACGCCAUUUCCUCGUAAAUUAUUCGAAAAAGCUUUAGAAAUGCAACAGGCAAUGAAUUUAUUAUAUUUUCGUAUAUCGUGGGACUACGAAUUUCUCGUUGAAUCACAUAGAGAAGUGAUAAAAACCGAUGCAUUCACUAGAAAUCUUAUUGAUAUUUUAAAAAUAGUUCGUGAUGCAGAUUUCAAACAAUCGAAAAUGUUACUUAUUCAACGAUCGGAUUAUAUGUUUGAUGGAAGCAUUACGAAAGGAGAUUAUAAACUCAGACAAAUUGAAGUAAAUAAUAUCGCAGUAAGUAUGGGUGCCUUGGCUGAACGGACAACUAUUUUACAUAGGAGAGUGUUACAAGAUUUGGGUGUAAAAACUAAUGCACUGGAAUUAUUCCUGCCGUUGAACAGACCGAUUGAUACAAUCGCUGGCGGUCUUUAUCAAGCAUGGUUAGAUUUCGGAAUCGAAUCGGCUAUUGUCCUCACUGUUAUUGAAAAUGAGGACCAGAACCGUCUGGACCAACGUCACGUCGAGUAUCGCUUGGAUGAACUGAGUAAAAGGCGUAUUAAAUGUGUCCGAUUAACUUUAACAGAAUGUGGACAUAGGCUUUAUUUGUCUGACAACAAUGCUUUAUUAAUGGAUAAUCAAAUGAGAAUAUCACUAGUCUAUUUUCGUACUGGUUAUUCACCUGAAAAUUAUGCAUCUGAAUUUGAAUGGAAUGCCCGUCGUAAAAUUGAACUUUCUGAUGCGAUAAAAUGUCCAUGUAUCGGUCUUCAAGUAGCAAAUACUAAAAAAGUCCAGCAGGUGCAAAUGGCAUAA
Molecule: messenger RNA, 969 nt
Organism: Dracunculus medinensis (Guinea worm)
Lineage: Eukaryota; Metazoa; Nematoda; Chromadorea; Rhabditida; Dracunculidae
Source: the annotation of a GenBank genome assembly